UUGAAAUGUGUGUAAGAACACUUAUCUUUUCCUUGGUGCAUUGGAAGCUUCCCCAACACAGGAUCUGCAGCUUAGAUCCGAAGAAUGACCAAAAUCUCCCCGGUCUCAAACAUUUGGUUGGUCAAAUUCACGAAGGCAAAGAUGCUGCCCUUUUGAGUUUUUACCGGGGUCGCUGCCGGGAAUGCGCUGUGUAACGGGGAGUCGCCGCCGGUCAUUGCGGGUUGCAGGGAAAGGAGAAAACAGCCGGCUGGACGGUCGGAGACUCCGCUUCCUCCGCAGCUGCUGGCCGCCGCCUUGAUAGAUUGGCUUCGUGUAUCCCGGAAUUUUUGGGCGUCCACCACAUCAUCCCAAAUCAGAUCUGAAAUGAUAUGCUCCGUAUGCUUCUCUUGGUGUCAGGCUUGCGUUUCCCGAACCAAACCCGCCGGAAAUGGUGGCGAUUCAUGGAGCUUUGCCGGAACUGGAGCUGUCACGCCGCUGCCGGAGCUCGUCGCUGCUCCAGAGCCCCUGGUCUCUGUCGCUGGCCGCGUAGUGGAGGGAUGCCGUGCAGCUCGUCCCGUCCGUGUGGUGAUCGUCGCUGGUGGACCGUCGCCCGCUAGAGCAAGGGACAGACGCCGGUCAGUGGUCGUCAAUCGGCCCCUAGGAUGACAGAUUUGAAGCAGAUCUACGGCGUGGCUCUCCCAUCGUGCUUCGAAGCCGGCGGUGGUCUUCUGUGCGCGAAAUCAAGAUCUGGCCGGCGAUGGGUGGUGGCUCGAAGAUCUGGACCUUCCUAGUGAUGGCGAUGGCCGGCGAACUCAAUCCGGCCACUCCUCAGCAGAUCUACGGCGAGGCGCGCCCGUCGAAGCCGGCGGUGGUCUUCCGUGCGCCAAUGACAGAUCUGGUCGGCGAUGGUGGGGAAUCCAAGACCAUCGACCGAAUCCCACCAUGAAGAUCUGGAAAAACCACUCUGUUGUUUUUUUUGUUUUGGAGCACGCUUGAUGUGUUCGACACUCUCAACGAGAGCACCAAUGUUAGGUUAAAGAACUCGGGGGCCUAGAUGACUAGGCGAAAGAGUAUCGAACUGAGUCGAGAGUGCACACAAUAUGGGGUCAAGUAGAUUGAGAAUAAUAUCGUGCUAGUUGGAAUAUGAUUUAGAACGUAAGUCCGGAGCGUGUCGAACGAGCUCCCUCGUGUGGUGUGUGUAGAAUGAGAUUCCUCCUCUCCUUCCCUCUUCCGAGAAGAGGGUUAUAUAUAAUGGGAGAGUUAGGGUUAGGGUUUGCAUAUAAAGACCAAUGGGCCGGCCCAACAAGCUGGACUGCCCUAAAUAAGUAAUUAAUAAACGACUAACGGGCUG
Molecule: messenger RNA, 1330 nt
Organism: Cuscuta campestris
Lineage: Eukaryota; Viridiplantae; Streptophyta; Magnoliopsida; Solanales; Convolvulaceae
Source: the annotation of a GenBank genome assembly